Calypte anna (Anna's hummingbird) is the source of this 1960-nucleotide messenger RNA. It is a transcript of the gene TMEM230, whose product is annotated as transmembrane protein 230. NCBI's taxonomy places the organism in Eukaryota, Metazoa, Chordata, Aves, Apodiformes, Trochilidae. The transcript is spliced from 4 exons. The coding region runs from base 479 to 841 and encodes 120 amino acids. The record is from RefSeq and is a predicted model, not a curated record. Gene Ontology annotation, cellular component: endomembrane system; synaptic vesicle. Gene Ontology annotation, biological process: synaptic vesicle transport.
AGGUCCCGCUGGGGAGCAGCUGGAGGAAGCAGAUCCCCAGCAGAGCCUCCUCCCGGUGUCCGCGUUGUUCCAGGGACAGGAACAAUUCCCUGGUUAAACCCCUCAGUCACCAGAGCCCUGAGGGCGGACACUUUCAUUCCGUGUCAUUUCACACCUGCUUUGAGAAACCCGAAUUGAUUUUUAUCGCUGGAGGAGCGAUGUGAUCCAACCCCCGCCCCGGGACAUCGGCUCCGCUCCCGGGGGUUUCGCUCCCGGUGGGUCCGAGCCAAGGACGGGUCCAUCCCGGCUCCCCAGCUGAGGCAGGAGGAGAAAAUAUCCCAGCAGGGCUGAGCCAGCAAGAGGCCCCUGCCAUAACCUGGAAGGAAACGCGGUCCAUGAGCCAUAAACUUCCUGUGCGGUUCCGCGGUGCGGAAGGGAGCGAUGGGAUGGAGCGGCAGCGCCGGGCGGGGGUUCUAGCUGCUGCUCAGGCUUCCUUGGAAUGAUGCCGUCACGUACAAAUCUGUCUGCUGGGAUUCCCAGCAGCAAAGUCAAAUAUUCCAAGCUCUCCAGCACUGAUGAUGGAUACAUUGACCUGCAGUUCAAGAAGAGCCCACCAAAAAUCCCCUACAAGGCGAUAGCUCUGGCCAUUGUGCUCUUCAUGAUUGGGACCUUCCUCAUUAUUAUAGGGGCUCUGCUCUUGGCAGGAUACAUUAGCAAAGGGGGGACAGACCGUGCCAUCCCUGUCCUCAUCAUCGGGAUCCUCGUGUUCCUCCCAGGCUUCUACCACCUGCGCAUCGCUUACUACGCUUCCAAAGGCUACCGGGGCUACUCCUAUGAUGAUAUCCCAGAUUUUGAUGAUUGAACACCAUAUAUUUAAUCCCAUUUAUAGUUAGGUUGGUGAUAAGAGCUGGCAUUAGCUACUCUGGACCUCAGGAGGGAGCUUGUUAAGAUUGUAGAGGAAGGAUCUGCUGGUCACAAGAUGCCAGUUCUGGUUUUGAGGUGGAGCAGAUUUUUCAGUUGGGGUUUCUGGGACUUGACCCAGGGAAUUGACCAAAGGGAUUGCAACACGAGGUGGGAAGAACCAUGUGAUUGAUUGUAUUUUUCCUCUUUCUGUUCCAUAAUGUUGCUGGCUUGUAAGAAGUUCUUCUUGAGCAAGGCAUUUCUAGAAGUUUUCUGAAAAAUAGAUGAACCAGUUUGAGUAAUGAAAAUAUUUGGCUUUUUUUUUCUGUUUUCCAGACUUUAUUUUAGUUUUCAGUGAGAUUGUGGUUGUCACCAGGUUUACCUUUGCAGACAAACACUGUAGCUAAAGUUCUCCUUUUGCUCUCUGUCUAUCAGACAUGCUUCUUCAAUCUACUUGUCCUGUGUUUUUCUGGAGCAAAGCAAGUCAGAUGUGGACAAAAAAAGGAAAACUUUACUUGCAUGAAACAAUUUACGUGGAGUGCAUUUGCUCCUCUUGUCAGACUGACCAAGCUUAUUUCCUCAACAAAACAUUCUUCAGAAGCUGUUUCCCACGCCACUGUUACUUUUGGCAAAAUCUGUUUCUCCUUUAAAAGGACAGUUGUUGUAUCUUGCUUUUUAUUUUUAAACAAACUGAAUGGAUACAGAGAGGAGAAUUGGAAUCUGGACCAGGACUCAAGUGUCUAAAUACCAGAAAUCUUAGUUUUGACUGGGGUGGAUAUUAGAGACACUUGCAUUCCAGCUGUCUGUAUGUAUAUUUGUCCCUGUGCAUAGCUCCCUAGCCCAGUAAAAAGAAAAUCUCUGUAUAGUUUGUACUAAGUAAAUCCUGUUUUUAUUGUUUUGCUAGCUGCAGUGAUGUGUUAUUCAGGGAAAGCAGAAUGGAAGCUCUUUUUAGGUACAGUAAAAACUGUUUGCCUCCUGAAGUGAAGAUGAAGACAGUGUCCUGGGAAACAAAUGUGUAACACAUAGUGCUGCAAGUGGAUGUAUUUAUUACAAAUAAACUUCACUAUAUUCUGUGUACAAA